UUUUGCUUGUUCUGUUCAGAAGCUUCUUUACGAGUCAGUUAUGUCUGGACGCGGCAAGCAGGGUGGCAAGGCUCGCGCUAAGGCUAAGACGCGGUCAUCCCGCGCCGGGCUGCAGUUCCCGGUGGGGCGCGUGCACCGCCUGCUCCGCAAGGGCAACUACGCCGAGCGCGUGGGCGCCGGCGCCCCGGUAUACCUGGCGGCGGUGCUGGAGUACCUGACGGCCGAGAUCCUGGAGCUGGCGGGCAACGCGGCCCGCGACAACAAGAAGACGCGCAUCAUCCCGCGCCACCUGCAGCUGGCCAUCCGCAACGACGAGGAGCUCAACAAGCUGCUGGGCAAGGUGACGAUCGCGCAGGGCGGCGUGCUGCCCAACAUCCAGGCCGUGCUGCUGCCCAAGAAGACCGAGAGCCACCACAAGGCCAAGGGCAAGUGAAGCAGUUCAUCAGCGUGUGGCGUUCUUUUACACCCAAAGGCUCUUUUCAGAGCCAUCCA
Chinchilla lanigera (long-tailed chinchilla) is the source of this 492-nucleotide messenger RNA. RefSeq names its product histone H2A type 1. Bases 41 to 433 code for a protein of 130 amino acids. Gene Ontology annotation, molecular function: structural constituent of chromatin; protein heterodimerization activity; DNA binding. The transcript has a single exon. Lineage: Eukaryota; Metazoa; Chordata; Mammalia; Rodentia; Chinchillidae. Gene Ontology annotation, cellular component: nucleosome. The record is from RefSeq and is a predicted model, not a curated record.